AUGACGUCCAGAACAAGAGCCCUCAAUGCUGCCCAUGCUGCUGGGAUUUUUGCAGACAUGACUCUCGACGGACCCGAGAUUGGCACUCUCGUCGCCGUUGUUGACAGGGCUAAAAACCUCCCGAAUCGGAAGACCAUGGGCAAGCAAGAUCCUUAUUGUGCUAUGAGGCUCGGUAAGGAAGCCAAAAAGACGGAAACAGACAAAAGAGGCGGACAGACACCGAGAUGGGACCAAGAACUGCGAUUCACUGUCCACGACUCCCCCGACUAUUACAAAUUGAAAUGCUCCAUUUUUAAUGACGACAAGAAGACCGACCUCAUCGGCGAAGCCUGGAUCGAUCUACAAGAAGUCAUCAUUCCGGGCGGUGGACAGAGUGAUCAGUGGCGCCAAUUGAACUUCAAAGGCAAAUAUGCAGGAGAUAUCCGGAUUGAAUUGACAUACUACGAUGCAAGACCAAAGCCAGAGCCUCUGGCAGAGAAGCAAAAGCAAAGAGACAAAUCUCAAUCGAUAACCAGUGAUGCCCCAAGCAUACCCUCUGGUUCUCGUCAGCUCGGUCCUCGUGAGAUUAAGAGAAGGCCCCUGCCGCCUGGUCCUGGCGGACAGCCCUCGACCGCUCAGGCGGCUGAGCGAUGGGGCCAGGAAGAGUCCCCGGAGGCAUUUCUAGGCCACGGGUAUACAAACAGCAACCCUCCACCGCGCCCACCAAAACAAAAGUUCAUCCCCGAGACUCCCGACGAUGUUGGAUAUGAUCUCAACCCUCGAUUUGGGCCCGACUCCUAUGAGCCGCCUCAGAGUUCUAGUUCAUCUUACCAUCAAAGACAAGCCUCUAGCAACUUCCAAGAUAGCUGCCACGAUCCUGUCGCACGCUAUGAGGAACAAGAAUUAUAUGCGAUGGAUUCGUACCAGCAACCGGCACUUCUACCAGAACCGCAACAAUCACUGUCUGUGCCUGGGCCACCGCCACCGGAGCAUCAUUCCUCAUCGGCACCGCACUCGCCAUACAACAUGCCAGACCACCCCCUAUAUCAUUCCUCUCCUCCCCGAAUGACGCCACAGGCCACUCCUCCGCCAGCUAUGCAAAAUCAACACUGGAACGGCAGAACCACCACAUCUCCAACCAAGUAUGCUGCCCACAGGGACAGUCCGCUGCGCCAAUCUAUAAGUCAACAAGAUAUGCUUGAAGCAACACCGACCUAUUCCAAUCUACAGUUUGACGAAGAGGAGUCACCUCCACCACCACCACCUCCCGCUCACCGAGGUCAGAUGACAAGGGUGCCAGGACCUUCACCGGCUUAUCGAGACCCAUUUGGAGAUCCUUCGCCUCGUACGCCCGUGACAUUCAACACCGUCGAAGACAGAAGUCCUCUUCAGAGGUUAGAGUGUGAUUAUGAUCCCUUCCAAGCAACUCCACCUACGCAAGAUAUACAACGCCAACCUGCGCCGCCGCAGUCUUAUGAACCAAGCCCACCAAUGUCAGUUGACCAUGAUAGAUAUCCCAUGUUCCCAUCUAAUAGGCGGAAAUCGUACAACAAUGAUGUGAAUCAGUUUCAGCCAAUAUGCUCUGAAAACGACGUGCCAACUCCUGAACAGAUUUGCGAUGGCAAUCUUGCUCAACAAUGGGAUAGAGAGAGCAGUCAAGAGAAUUUCAGGCAUUCUACAGGUAAUGAACCUCUCCAGCGGGCGCAGACAUUCGACAACUUUGAACUGCACGACGAGAGGCACGUCCGAAGAUCUGCUCCAAUCGUUGUCCGACCUCGCGCAAUCAGUCCCAAUUCUAAUCACACUAUUCCACGGAAGUCGAUCACCCCUACAUUCCCAUCGCCCGACGAUCGCAACCAGAUGCCCAGUGUCCCAUUUGGACCAGGCUCAUACGAUGUCUUGAACCCCGCGACGAAUCCACCACCCGCUGACGGUGCGUAUAACUUACCAGAAGAUGUACUAGAGGCUGCUCGGCAGAAAGAGGUUGACAAGCUACGAGAUCAAGGCCCAAUCAUCGGAAACGAUGGCAGGGUAAUUGAUCCAUCUGACCAUCUUCCGUCGGAUACCUGGGCGCCGGAGCCUGAAAGAAAACAACGGAAACCAGAGCAUGUCAUUAGGAUUCGCACUAGAGAAGAAGCACGCACACAUAGUCGUGCAGGAUCGUCACCAGUCUCUUCCCGACCACAUUCGAUUGCGACAUCGCCCUAUCAACUCCCGCCAAGCGCCCCAGCGUCUUCUCCAUACCAGGCGUCACCCCCUCCUGUCAUGGCUCCAGUUUCACCUAAAGUCGAAUCACCGAGCGGCCGGAACAGGCUGAAGAAACAGAUGCCGAACCGACCUCUCCCGACUCAACCAUAUGCACAUCCUCAAACAAGUCCAGGUGUGAUGAACGCCUCAUCAACGGACCGACCUAGUCCCUCAAACCAACGAUAUACAAUCCAUUCUUCUCCUGGAGGAGGACCACCUCAGCGGCCUCCACUGUCGGAAUACCAAGUUCCGUCUGUGAACAGUUACAGCCCGCGUGGUGGAUAUGGGCCGCCACCCGGGCAUCAAUACCAACUGGAAUAUUCACCAACACCGGCAAACCCGCCCAUGGAAAGGCCACUGCCGGAAAAUCCGAGUUACAAUGGGGGCCCGUCGUACGAAGUAGAUAAUCCGCUUGCUCUUGAGUUGAGCAGAAUUGACAUCGGACCAUCGAGAAUGCCCAGGACGGCAUUACGGCCCCAGAAAGCAUACGGCGCAUAUUAG
Cladophialophora psammophila CBS 110553 is the source of this 2727-nucleotide messenger RNA. RefSeq lists its product as uncharacterized. Lineage: Eukaryota; Fungi; Ascomycota; Eurotiomycetes; Chaetothyriales; Herpotrichiellaceae. The transcript is spliced from 2 exons. Bases 1 to 2727 code for a protein of 908 amino acids. The record is from RefSeq and is a predicted model, not a curated record.